This is a messenger RNA of Paramuricea clavata, 6173 nucleotides long. The record is from the annotation of a GenBank genome assembly. Lineage: Eukaryota; Metazoa; Cnidaria; Anthozoa; Malacalcyonacea; Plexauridae.
AUGGCGGCCAAAAACACGUGUAAGGGAGUAAUUUCAGUUUUUAAAAUUCUAUCAAACACCGAUCGAAGCAAAGCUGCAGAUCUCAGUUCAAACGUUGCAACGACAAGCAAUUUUGAUGAUCUGUUAGUGUUGAAUCUGCGCCUGCUUUGGCAAGCCUUGGAAAACGACGAAAAUUUAAAAAAAUUUUGCGAAUUGAAGACGUACUUUUGUGGAUAUUUUGAGAAAAAAUCGUGCUCAGAAGGGCAGAAGGAUGCAUUAAAUUCUACAGAGGUUGAAGGCACGUCUGUUUUAAAUAACCACAAAGAAAAUGAAUCUAGUUGUAACUCGUUAGAGAAGACAAUAACAAAUAAUAAUAGUAAAACUGUCAGAUGGAUUUUUUGCCAAAUUUGUUUACAAGCACUACGCUGUCUUAAAAAUACAUUGCAAGCUAUGAAGGGCUCUGACAACACUGCCAAAGGUCCCGCAGUAGAUUUGAGCAUUAGUGAUCAGCAACUAGUCAAAACUGUUAUUCAAUUAAUUGUAGUUUUAGGAAUCUGCCCUAAUCUUUUACAAGGGGUUGGAAUACCAGUUGAGCAAAGGACAGGCUUUAGUGCUGCUUUGGGUUCUGAGCAGGAUAUUAAGUGUCCAAAGUGUUUAUAUGAGUGUGUUACGACCCUUGUUAGUUGUCUUAACGAGCCAAGUUUGAGUUUGGUAAUUUUGUCGAAGCAUUUGGCCGAUAUAUUGGCGGCACUGAUGCAGCUUGGGUAUUGCCGAGAGGUUUGUGAUGAAAGCAGUUGUAUUGAUCAAUCAACUGGUCAGGAUUCAUUGGCUAUAGGGAAGAAACCGACAGGCAUCAGCCAGGGAAAUUGUGCUCUCAAGUCAGAAGGGCAAGAUGGAGAAUUGUCGGGACAUAGGCGUGGUCAGAAUGACACACAACUGAAUGAAUCGUGUAAUGAAGAGUCUUUCAACAUCAUGAAGAUUUGUGAAGGUGGUAUCUUCAUUUCUAAAGCACAACAAGAAGAAUGCAAAAGGACUUUGAAUAAUAUCAUCAGUAAAAUGUAUCAACCGUUGAUCAUACGAGAGUUGUUGUUUCUACAAGGGAGUAUGUCAGGCCAACGAGCAAAUCAAAAAGAGUCCAAAACUGUGAAGUUGGGCAGUGCGGAUAGGAAAGAGAAGUCCGUAAGGAGAGCACCAAUGCCAGAAGAAUUGAAUAAUGUAAAGUUGGAGGGGAAGGCUGUCACAAGGACACCCAAAUGGAUGAAAGAUGUUUGUGGUCACUUGUUGUCAAAAUGUUUGACAAAGAAAAAUGGAGUGCAAAGUGUUUUGAGAGCUGUUUUGGAAGGAACAUCAGGUAAUAUGGUUAAAAUGGAAAUGUACUUCAUUAACAAGGUGAUAAAUCUGAACCAAGUAAGCCCACAAUGCACCGUAAUCCACCCUACUUGGGUAUUUUACUCUGUCUAAUGCCACAAUGAGUAAAAUCGUCUUGCAUUAGAUAGUAAUAUAAUAAAGUAGGGUGCAUUAGGGUACAUAUUGCUACCAUACAUAAAGGGCUAAUAGUCUAGAGUAAUAUUUUGUUAUAGGUGGGGCAAAUGAAUGGAAAAUAUGUGAAGCUAUUGCCAAGGUCAUUGCAAACUGUCCAUUACAAAUGCAGUUACCAGACGAAUAUUAUAAAUCCAUUUCACCCCAGGUAAUAUAUAUUAUAGUACAGUAAAGUUCUGUAGUUUAACCCAUUGAGUGUCAGCACUCUUCACUUGAUGAGUAAAAUCGUCUGGCGUUAGACAGAGUAAUUUAAUACUAUUAAAGUGGGGGUGCAUCAGGGUGCAUUGCCACUUAAAGGGUUAAUUUGUCAAUCAGUCAUCUAACAUAAUACUUUGUCUUUAAAAGGUUUUAAUGCUAUUGCAAUUACCUUCAUCAAAGCUUCAGCAACAAUACAGCCAGGCAUCAGUCUUGAUUAUUCAUGCAAUGCUUAGAAAAUAUCCAGAGAUUGCCGCUAAGUACAUAACCGAUCCUUUGAUGUGGCCUUUUCUGAUAGCAACACAGGAACCAGGUAAAUAUAGCCUUAAACCAGGUCAGUUUCCCUGGUAUUAAAUUUUUUAUUAUAAUACCUUCUACUGGAUAGCUCUAUCAGUUCGAAACUGUUCUCUCUGAAGGUCCAUCCAGUAACGGAUUAUCCCAGAGCUUUCGAUUCCUUCCUGAGGAUUGCAGGGUCGGGGAACGAGAUUGCUAGUAUAUGUACAACACGAUAGAUGCAAACUGGAUAGAAGCUCUCCUCUUGUAUGUUACUGACAGCGACAAAUAAUAAUCAGACGACCAUAUAUUGCACGAAUCAAACUACGACCACAGCUUGGUGAAAUGGAACUUGAAAUUUUCCAGGAAAAAACAGUAAGACAGUUUUGGUGGAUGAGAAAGAAAUGACUCGUUGUAUUGAAGGAUUACACAAGGUAAAAAUAUUUCGUCCAUUGUAUGCUGUUUGAGUGAAUAAACUAGGUAAAUCGGCCUAGCCACAAAAAACCCUAGUAUUUUCACUUAUGUUUUCUAAAAAAAAUUUCUAAAAAUUUUAAAUCUUUUUAACCAUCAGGUGUUCGUUGCAUCUCCUAACUCCAGUCAAGUGUUGACAGAAAAUAUGGAAAGGAUAGUUGUGCCUGUGUUUGAACUGUUUUGUUUUGCCAGACAUAGUGCAUCCCAUGUGAAGUAAGUGGGAAUGGGAGAUCCUCAUUUUUCUUCAGGACCAACUUUGUAAUUCUUCCCAAAUUGAGGGAGGAGACACUGGGUGUGGGGGGGGGGCAUGACCUUGUUAUGAUUUCAUUUAUAACAGAAAAUAUACCAAAUCUGUGGCUUUCGGAUUAUCAUGAAACAUGUCUAAAAUGCAUGAAAUAGCAAAAUUUUCCAAGGGAUUAUAUAGGUGUUGUCUGUUGCGCAUGGGAAUUUAGAGAGCGUUAAUUUUGUUUUUAACAGAACAGCUUUGUUAGAGUUACUCUCGACGUUUUUUAAAAGAACAAACAAUUUCACUGCACUGGAAACGCUCUAUGUGUUUGUAUGCCAAGAACGUCCCGAUUCCGAGUCCAAAAACGCAUUCUUAAAAUCAGAAGAUCUUGCAGAACGCUCGGACGAUGCCAGAAACCUUUCGAAAGAUGUCGGAGAACACUCGGAAGUUUGUAUACCUAAAAUAACCGUGAUGGCGAAAAAUUGCAGCUUUGGCUACGGUGAAGGUGGGGGUGUUCUUUUACAAAACGUUCAUCCGUCUGAAACAGAGAGGAAUGAAAACCCAUUUGGAGAGAUUUUUGGAAAAGAAAACGAAAGCUACGAGACCAGGGCCUUGUGUGUAGUCGAGGUGCUCCAGAAUCUACGAAAAGAUGAAAUUCCUGGAAAUUUCUUUCUGUAUCUACUCCAGCAAGUUCAAGAAAUAAUUCUGAAGCCAAAUUUCAGAGAAAUUGGGAGAAUGAAGGCAUUGGUGAUUUUUAAUGCGCUAGCAUUAAUGUGCGAAAAGCUUGGGCCAUCUGUGCUAAAGAACACUGGUCACAUGAUUCAGUUCAUAGACACGACCCUAACACGUGCACAUCACGUGUACAUGGAGAGCAUGGAUGCGGAGAGUGGCGCUGGUGCGUUGAGUUGGAAACACUUACAAUGGCUUUGGGAAUGUUAUCUGCGUUGCUAGGCGGUGCUGUCAAGGUUUGUAUUCAAUACUUCAAGUGUGACUAAUCCCAAAUAUGUUUUUUGGUAUGUGUAAUAUUUUUUGGGUCAUUCUAAGAAGAAAUAUAAUGUAUCUCUAUAGUAAAAAGCCUCAUCUUGAUCAACUUUUUCACUGUCAAAGUUUGCGGAUAUGAUGUCAUUAGGUGAAUUUUUGAUAGAAAAAAACAAAGGAAAGCUAAUUUGCAAUUCACCUAAUGACAUCAUAUCCAGAAACUUUGACAGUGAAAAAGUUUAUCAAGAUGGAAUUUUUUACUAUAAAGAUACAUUACAUUUCUUCUUCAAAUGACCCAGAUAUUACACAUACCAAAAAUCAUAUUUGGGGUCAGUCGCACUUUCAUUACGUACUCUGAUGGACGAACUUGGGUAAAGAUAAGAUACACUGUAGUAGUACAGGGACCUCGGUGGCACAGUAAUCAGAACAAGCUUUCACCUCUGAGAUCGUGGGUUUGAUUCUCGCUACGGACUCAUGUGAAAAGAGUCAGUCAACGCUCUGCCGAAUGUUGUGGGUUUUCUUCGGGAGCUCCGGUUUCCUCCCACAGGGAAAGUUGACAGGGUGGGUUAGGAUAAACACAGUUAAGAAAGUAAUAUCACAAUUGUUGUAGAGAUAAAAUAGUCCAGGCUAAGUAAUUAGGUAAGCGUUUUGUAUACACGUAAAAACGCACAAGUUGUAACAAACUGCAUCAGACUUGUAGCAAUGCUGUUCCAACAACUUGUCAACAGGAUGUGUUCGCACUGCUUGUUCCCAGCUUGUUGACAACUUGUCAAUGGCUUGUUAACAACUUGCUACAAGGUCGUUUAGCUCAACAGACUUGUUACCGGUUGUUCCAACAACUUGUUAUCGUCCUGCAAUUCAACAAGUUGUUAACAAGUUGUGAGUGAUAACCUUGUAGCAACUUGAUAAAAUAACAACAUUGUUACAACUUGUUGACAAGCUUGCUACAAGCCUGUUGCGAACACAUCUUGUUGACAAGUUGUGAGAUUUUUACGUGAAAUGUUAAUCUUACUUCUUCAAGACAAGUAGUCAUCGAUGAUGCAUCUAAAAGUCCAUCUUUUAUUUCUCAUUUCUAUUGUCCAGGUCGAAGCCUCAGACUUCGUCAAACUUCAGACAUUGACUCCCAUCUUACGAGAAAUUGCUGAGAACCAUGUAGAAGAAGAAAUCACGGAACAAGCGAACGACUUGUUGGUUGUCAUUCUCACGAAAACAACCGUGUUAGCUGAGAAAACAAGGCGUGAAGGGGCGAAGGGUGACGGCAAGGGGACUAUGACAGCGAAAGCAGAGUUGAAUACGGAAACUAAUGCAUCACAAUGGAUACCGAAUGAUGAAACGAGUUUAAAUUUAGGUAAAACAAUAGCAUACAUCACUAAAUAAUUCCGCAAUUGGUGGUGUUCAACCGUUGAGGCCCAUUUCCACUCGAGAAAAAUUUCCACGGACAGAAAAUGUUCCGAAAUAUCAUUGUUAAAAGUUGAAAAUUUUCUUUAAAAAUGGUAGAAGCGUAACCGGGAUUAUUCAGUUUAGACGUUCUCUGGUUUUUAAAAAUUUAUUGAAACGAGCUUGCGACUGCCAGUCUGCAGUCUUAAACAGGCAAGUGAUAAAUAAUGAAUUACAUGGAAAAACAUUGGUUUACAAUUACAUACAAAAACAAUUAAACAGUUCCGCUCCGCCUACAUGAUGGUCAUAUUAUCAAUAAGUUCUUUGUAUAAGUUCUUUGUAUGUUUGCAUGGCGAUAAAACAUAUAAUGGUUUGUUUGUGGAUAUAAUAUAGUAAUAUUAAGUCAUAUUAUCAUAUAUCUAUCAUGUAGGCGGAGCGGAACUGUUUAAUUGUUUUUGUAUGUAAUUGUAAACCAAUGUUUUUCCUUGUAAUUCAUUAUUUAUCACUUGCCCGUUGAAGACUGCAGACUGGCAGUCGAAAGCACGUUUCAAUAAAUUUUUAAAAAACAGAGAACGUCUAAACUAUCAAUAUGAAAAUUUUCAACUUCAAAAUUUUUUCCGACGGAAAAUUUGUGUCGACCAAUCACAUUAUACAAAAUUUUCUUUCUGCGGAAAAUUUUCCUGAUAACCAAUAAAUAAUUAUAAACCAUAAACCCACCAAUAAAUAUAUAUUAGUAAUCAACAUUAAUAACCAUAAACCCACCAAUAAAUAAUGUUUGGUUUUGACAGACUUCGACACGGCAUUCGAGCAGCUCUGUGAUCCAUUGCUACCAGUUCGUGGUCAUGCCUUGAUGAGACUUGCGACUCUGCUUAAAUCUCGGGAUCCGAAUGCCUUGGAAAAAGUCGAGAUUUUGGUCAAAACAUUUCGUGAUAGUCUGAUACACGAGGACAGUUAUAUAUAUUUCGCUGCGGUAGAAGGCCUGGUCGCUGCGGCGGAUGUCCGGGCCGAUGACGUCAUACCUCGUCUUGCGCGGGAGUUUAUGACGUGUUGUGAGGAGGGGACUGAGGCAACCGGAAGUGAAGAUGAUAAGGGCGAGUAUAAAGGGCUUACGAAAGGUGAGUCACGUGUGAGAAGA